Molecule: messenger RNA, 1373 nt
Organism: Histoplasma capsulatum G186AR
Lineage: Eukaryota; Fungi; Ascomycota; Eurotiomycetes; Onygenales; Ajellomycetaceae
Product: mitochondrial formyl-methionyl-tRNA transformylase
Exons: 4
Coding region: 20-1237 (405 amino acids)
Biological process (GO): biosynthetic process; conversion of methionyl-tRNA to N-formyl-methionyl-tRNA
Cellular component (GO): mitochondrion
Molecular function (GO): methionyl-tRNA formyltransferase activity
Source: RefSeq, a predicted model, not a curated record
CAACUUCUCUCAUGAUCCGAUGAGCUAUAUGGUGACAUCGGGGCUGUUUAUUUUGCGUCGGCCGUUACCGGUUCGUACAGCCUAUCUUCGAGUUCGAUAUGCCUCCACCAAGUCAUGCGACCCUUUGAGGAUCCUCUUCUGCGGGUCAGAUAGCUUCAGCAUUGCUUCGUUGAAAGCCCUGUGCAGGGAACGCGCGAACAGUCCGGAAACGAUCGCCUCGAUUGAUGUUGUCUGCAGACCUGGGAAGAGGGUUGGACGGGGGCUGAAAACUAUCCGCGAAGUCCCAAUUAAGGCUGCGGCAACGCAACUGUCUCUCCCUAUCCACGAAAUAGAUACAUUCACUGGUUGGAAGCCUCCGAAACCGCAAGGGGAUCCCAUAAACCUCAUCAUUGCUGUAUCGUUCGGUCUUUUUGUACCUCCUCGAAUCCUAAACGCCGCAAAAUAUGGCGGUCUUAAUGUCCACCCUUCACUGCUCCCAGAUUUCCGGGGGCCAGCGCCCUUGCACCACACGUUGUUAGCAGGAGAAACGAGAACAGGAGUAACUCUACAAACACUUGAUACAAGGGACUUUGACCACGGGGUAAUUCUUGAUCAAACCCCUCCUCCAGGCUUUAGCAUACCCGAUCCGGAUACGUGCGACGUGCCGCGGUUGUUAGAUUUAGUGUCGGACAAAAGCGCCCAGAUGCUGGUAUCAGGUAUUCGAAACCGCAUUUUUGUUCCCCCGUUGAAAAGUGCGGGAUGGCGCAAGCCAGAUAACGAGGGUGCUUUGCGGCAUGCUGGGAAGAUCCAACCGGAAGAUCGUCAUAUCAAUUGGCGUUCCUGGACCGCGCAAGAGAUAUUCCGACGGCAACGGGUGCUCGGUCCGUUGUGGAACAAUGUCGUCAUCGGGACUGGCUCUUCAAUUUCUGGAAGCAAUGAGCAGACAAAGAGAGUUAUCUUCACUAAGAUGGCACUUGACGAGUCUAUUCCACGUGUUCUCGAUUCCGUCAAAAUAGACCCUGGCGUGGUAUUCACAUUGUCAGAUGCUCAGACUUCGGCCAAUGAGCUAGACCAGCCGCUAUACGUGACAACGUGCGACCGCAAGACUUUGCGGAUAGACGAAAUUAAAGUGCAAGGCCAACACUCGGCACCGGCUUAUCGAGCCGCCAAGAAGGCAAAUAUGUUGAAUAUAGAGCCUCCGUCUGUCUCAUUAUCCAUUAAUCCUUGGCGGGUCUUGAAUAAUACAGGUCUUGUUUAGGGGCCCAAUGUAGGCGCAUAAUUGGGUCAUUUAUUUCAAUUUAAUAUGCAUGGUUAUAUUCCUACGAGGUUACGUAGGACGGGCCUAACGUACGGUAAGAUAGGUUUUUCAGAUUAUUACACGACUCUUUGUCCAU